AUGCCGGGGCUUUUGGGGCGCGUCGGGGUGGCUGCUGCUGCAGUGGCUGCGCUGGGCGCAGCAAAUUCAAGUUUUGCUGCGGGCGCAGCAGCGGAGGACUGGGCGGCGGCGGCGUCUUCGGGGCUUCCGCUGUCCGCAGCGUUCCCCACGGAGGCAACAGCAGCAGCAGCGUCUUCUGCUGCUGCAGCAGCAGCAGCAGCAGCAGCAGGAGCGCCGGAAAGCCCGCGUUUCUCGCCGGAGGAGCAGCAAGUGGCGGAGGUGCAAGCCCUGGACGAGAGCGACUUGCAGCUGCAACUGCGGGCUUUGUAUUCCGUUUCAAAAGACCUCGAAAUGAAACAAAUUUUCCCAGAAGGAAGUCUGGAAGGCAUGCAAGAAGUGCUGAACGAGCUCAGCAGCGUGGAGGAGCAGCAGCGGGAUGUUGAACAGUACCUGCGGCGGUUCGCGCUGCUGCUGGGCCGCUCUCUGAACAAAUAUGGGGCCUUUUUUAAGUUAAAAGUGGCUUUAGGAGACCCUAGUUUGAAGGGAGAAGCUUAUAAGCAGCAGCAGCAGCAGCUGCCGCUGCUGGCAGCAGAGUGGACUGCAGCAAACCGGCUGCUGGUGAGCUACCUGCGGCUGGGCGCGCGGGACCUGCGGGACAAGUGGGGAGCAGCAGCAGCAGCAGACAAGCAGCAGCAAGAGCUGCUGCAGUUCUUCGAGCGGCUUGCUGCAGUCUACGAGCAGCAGCAGCAAGUCUUCCGCUGCGGCUACGCGCUGGCCGAGCUGCGCUACCUGCAGCAGCAGCACGCUGCAGCAGACCUUGCUGCUCUCCUCUCCGACAGCAGACAAAAAGCUGCUCUUCGAGACUUCGAAGCAGCUCUCGAAACCCUCAAAGAAAACACUCAUUUAGCGAGAAAGGCAGCAGCAAAACCCGCGAAAAACGGACUCUUCAAUCCCAACUUUUUGCUGCUGCUGCCGUUUCCCCCGGACAAGCAGCGCGAGGCCGACGACCUGCCGCCGCCCGAGGACGACGAGAUGUGA
Molecule: messenger RNA, 1017 nt
Organism: Eimeria necatrix
Lineage: Eukaryota; Apicomplexa; Conoidasida; Eucoccidiorida; Eimeriidae
Exons: 1
Coding region: 1-1017 (338 amino acids)
Source: RefSeq, a predicted model, not a curated record